GAAUCUUCCGGUCGCGGGCAAUGGCCGUGUGCCAGCUGCUUAACAAAAAACACGGACUCACGAAGAUCUAACAAGAUGGCCCGCUCGUCGGUGGUGCGCGGUUCCGCCGCGGCCCGCUUGCUUGUUGGUGUUAUCCCGCAUGAACACGUCCACAACUGCCCAUGUUUGUGAUUCAAAUCUGCAAGCCUAAGAGUAAGAUGUGUAUGUUUGUGCUUCUCAGGCACGGCUCCAUGAGGAUCAUUUUCUAAAAAUACUAGCAGUUGCACAGGACGAGGAGUCCUUCUUGCUAGACGCAAGUUGCGCCGGCCCAUCUCAAUUUAUUGUGACGUGGCUUCGCUAGCUACCGACGAUCGUCAUUAUGCGAGCCCAAAGUUGUAGUCGCGCAGUCUGGUAUUUCUACUGCCGGCCCAAACGUGUCAUGUGCAGCAUCAGGAAUCAAAGCUUGUUAUUUGUUGAUUUGCGUUGCGAAGGCCCCAUCUUCAGGACUCUUCUGAGGCGGGGACGUGUUUAGACAGGAUAGGCGUCCUAGGAGCAAGCACGCCUUUAAUACGGACUGUAUAUGGUAUCGGGGAAAAUCAACCGUGGCCAAUCGGAGGUAUCCUGGACUACAAGUGCAAGGAAUGCCACUGCCCCGAUCCUUCCCUGGCGGACCAGAUUCUGACGGAUUUGGAAAGUUCCUGCAACAUCCCUAAGUCGAUGGGGCUCGGCACCGUCGACGAUGUUAGCGCAGGGGUUACCGAGUCGCUGAUCUACCACUCGAAGUGGACGCAGACAUCGCAGGUGCACCCGGAUUUAAUGGAUCACCUGUGCAUCUCGCCCAUUUGCCGAUGGCGCAUCGAGAUGGCGUACGACGCAUUCGCUGAGUGCGAUACGCUUGAUUUGCCGGAAAAGGCAAAGACCACAUCCUGGAGGCAUUACAGCGAGCUGUCGCUUACUGUGGUCAAGCACUUUGUCAUGGUGCUUAAGUCCUCGAAGGAAGCUUGCAAGUCGACCACCAGCCCCAAGAAUAUCCACACAGGGUACUAUUAUUUGGGACCAGUUAAUAUGUCCGCAGCGUAAUUUGAUAAUUGAUAAAAUAUACUUGCAAAACAAAAUCCGCUUUUCUUCUGGUAUUUUGAUAUCUUCCACUUCCUCUGUGUGCGACGUUUGCGCUCGUUCCAUGGUGGUUAGGAGCGCAAAGCGUCAAGAAGCGGAUGGCGAACGUGAGUGCGCUAUCUGUGAGUGAGCAAAUAAACUCGUGCGCUCAGACAGUAUGACAUUUUCAUUCGAUGUCAUCGGAAAACUACUUAAGUAGAUAGAUUUAGGAUCUUCAACAGCCAUUACUGUCGAUGGACAAACAGGGCCCUAAUCCACCAGAAGCUGCAGAUAACGGGCAUAGACGUGCGUAGUGACACAACGAUGCGGGAGGGUGAGCUCGCUUUCCGAAUGGCCCUCGCUUCCCUUCUGGAUGUACCGAUGCGCCGUCUGGAUGUGCGGCUGGAGAUGCAGCCCGAAUUAUGCAAACCCGAUGCUGAAGACAACGCCCGGGGUACCUCGUGUAAAAACGUCCUCUCGCGCGACCCAUAAUAACUCAAAGACGCAUCUUUGGCACACACUUGGCCGCUUCGCACUCCAACUCUGGUUCUUCAAUGUAGGCUUCGUCAAUGUAGUUACAUCUGUGCUAUCAUCUUUUGCAUUCACAAUCACAGCAUCGAACACAUCGAUCACCCUGUAGUGUUGAUUUUCAAAGCAUGUUGACAAGCUUUCAGAGUCCACUGACAUCCAAAAUUCUUUUCAUGAUCAUGAGGCGGCGCAAACGCACGAGUAAGUAAAGCUCUGUUCGGCACGCCGAUUCGCUUGGUAAGUAUAAUUGGGAGAAAGGGAUGCUUUUACACAGGAUGUGGAACCCCCAAGUCACCAAGCCGCACGCUUUUCGUAAUCCAGUUUGUGAGCAUUCUCAAUGCGGUUACGGUCAAUGCGUGAGCAACGAGGAUGGCGACGGUUACACAUGCCUCUGCAACGAGUGCUACAAGCUCGGCACUGUGAAUGGGUAUAAAUCGACGUGUGGUUGUACUUGUAGAAGCCAUUUUGCGACUUUUGUAUAUGUUCUUAGCACGUGCCUUCAUUUCGUGUUUUCCAUUCGAUGAAGUGCGAUUUUUCAUCCAGUAGUGAAUUGGGGGCCACUUCUACUUCUGAAGGUAUCAAACUUGUGUUCCCGACGAGAUUUGCUUUUUCAAAAAUCCCUGCGACACGUACCCGUCGCCCUGCAAAUGUGGAUCGCAGUGCGAGCCGUGCCCGGAGUGCACUGGACAAAAGUUUCAGUGCAAGUGCGGACCGACGUUUUCGGGACCUACCUGCGAGACGCUUGUCUGUCCGAAGGGCUUCUCCGAAGUUAUGCCCUGCCUGGCUGGACUAAUCUUCACUGGAAAAGUUGUAGAAAUAAAACCCAGACGAGGCAGAGCAUGAUCAACAUGCUAAAGCUGCGCCUCGCACUAUAUCGGGCAAAAGCAGAAGUAGGUGACUCCGCUUGUCCUACUAUCGUUACAUCUACAUGAUACAUCAAUAUAGUACAACCGUGAGUUGCAAUGCGGUGCGGAGUCAGAGUUUAUUUCCCACCCUGGCAUGAACAUGAUAGCGAGUAGUGGAGGAGAGGGGGGGGCGCUGUUCCGCGUUUUAUUGCUUCACCAAUUUAUUUUCCAGUUGAGAUUGUAACAUCAGCUGAGCCAGGUAUAGAAGCAGGAGCUGCUGGUGGACAGUGCGGAUCUUGUCAACCAAUGGACGGUAUUUUUAGUGCGCCGAUUUGAUAUUAAACGACGUCUUCUGUUGAUGUAGACGUAGUCGCAAAAUGUUCUAAUACCGAAGUCAGACCUGCUCGACGAAUCUGUUCCUGAGUUAAUGUUGCUUUCGCCUCCCCAUCAAUUCCAAAAAUUCAAAAAUACACACAGCAACAAACCCGUGUGAUCCCAACCCAUGCAAGCACGAUGGCGUGUGUAAAGUGGAAGGGGAAGAGAAGACUUAUGUGUGUCAGUGCCCUGCUGAUUACACGGGUCCAAAUUGCGAAACCCUUGUCUCUAUCAACUGCAAUAUGUCUGGGUCCUCUGGAUGAUUCGACUGCAGCAGGAAAAGGAAUUUGUUAUGCAUCUUCGUGGAUCUCGCAGAUCUUCCAGAUGUUCUGGAAUGAACGCAAAAGCAUUACAGGUCUUGCGCAGGUCAGGCGAUGCCUGUCUUGCGCAGGUCUUACGCCAAAAAUGGCCAAGCAUUGGUGCUCUUGCAAAACAAUUUUUUUUCGUAUUCGAGAGGCUGCGUGACAAGUGCCAAUCUUUCGAGACCCAGACACAGUUGCAACGUAUAGUCUGCCCCGACGGCUUCUUUGAAGAGGCUGGGAAAUGCGUCAGCGUCCAGACCGGCGCUAUGAGAGUGCACACCCCCGCCCUCGCCCCCUCAUUGGCCGUGGAAAAUACCAAGUCCGUGCUUUGCCUCUCGGCACUGUUUGCGUGACAAGUUCUGCCAGCCCAAAUGGCACUUACAAUCCUGUGCAGACUUGUGAUGCAAAACCUUCAAUAUUCCUGCUGACGUGUGUAUUCGUGUUUGUUCAAGUCAAAUGCGGGGGAGGGUGGAGGCUGUGCACCUUCAUAGGCGCGGCCAGCACUGCAGAAACUGCCGCCGAUCCCUGCGCGAAGAUGCCGUGUAAGAACGGAGGCGAAUGCAUUCCCGACGGGGAGUACUACUCCUGUGCCUGUCCGUAUGCAGAGAAAGAAGGGAGCGCUACACCACUUACACACGACACGCACACACACACUAUGUUCAUGCAGGACACACAAUACAGAGAGGUUGUAAUGCGGAAAAUGCUGUGAGCCUGGUCUUAUACGUGUUUUUCUUUGUGAUCUUCGUCAUGUAGAUUCUUCUUCUCGUUCUCAUGCAGAUCACAUAAUGUAUCUUCUGCGUUGCCAAACCCAAAUCUGCAAAGCUGUGUAAGAACUGCAGCACCACCACUUCUUUCCUGGGAUAGUCCGCCACUGUAUUCGGGCACGGACUGUGAAUAUAAAGGUGUUUUUUUAUGAAUUAAAGUAUGUGCUGCACGAGUUGUGCUUGUUGUAUGUUCGGAUGUAUCAUGGAACUAGAGCUCCUGCAUGUGAUGAUGAUGAUGAUGAUGCUUCAUCGUGAAAAUAGAGUUUCAAUUGGAAUUAUGUAGUAUAAUCUAAGCCCCAAGAAUAUCAAUCUCCAUGUGGCCUGAAGACGAGAACAGCAGUGCUGCUACACGUUGAACAAAAAACAGAAAACCCUUGCGACGCCGAUCCAUGCGAUGGCACGAAGUGCAUUCCUGACGAUACAACGGCCCUGGGUUACUAUUGCCAGUGCGAAGAUUGCGCGCACGGAGACUCGACGGGCUUCUUUGGCUUUCGCUUCAACAGCCGCUUGCUGCAGGAGAUGGCCAAACGGAGAGUGGCUAAGCGCAGGAGGCGAAUGCAAGUCACUACAAACCAAGAUGGUAUUCUAUUUGCACAAUGCUUGUCGCGAUCAUGCAACAUUUACUAGUUCUGAUGUGCCGCCGAAGUUCACCUUACCAUUUGCAUUUCCAAAGCUCACGAUGACUGACGAAGCAAAAGCUGGUACGUAAGGCUUUUUUGUUCCUAGUUUUUGUUUUGAGCCCCUCAUCUUCGAUGAAACCCUAAAAAACCAUAAGAAAUUCAUUGACAGCGAUGCUCUACAACUGGGACGCGGGGCGCACGGUUCCCGGCACGCGCCCGCUGGCCUCUGAGGCCAUGGGCUACAUAUUCACUGCAACAUGUCUGGGUCCUCGGGAGUGUUGUAAUGCUCGUUGGUGAAUGAUCAUGCGCGCGCUGCAAUAGUGCGCAGCCAAGCGUAACUUGUUUUUGAGCUGAUAUUUCUUGCGUAUUCAUCAUCCUCAUCCAUGUGAUAGACUGUGGUUUUCCAUGACAGGCAGAAGCAGGACGAGCACGUCUUUGUUUCCGAGCAGGACGACCACGUCUUUGCUUCUGCCAUGGGUCGCGGAGGUCUUCCGACUCGUUCUCAGACAGGCAUGACAACAAAUCCAGACCCAAACAGAUGUGCAACGCAUACUGUGGCGGCGUAGACAAAAUUGCGCCCCACUGCGCGGUGUACCAGAACGCCCCCAACAUGGGGGCGGAGGUGACGCUUUCCAUCAAGUGUCCCAAGAACGAUAUCGGCGACGGUGUCGACUGUGCGGACCUGAUGAGCAAAGUGACAAGACUGCAAACGUCGAGCAGCAUGCAGAAGGAGUUGACCAAGCGCGCGCGCAACAACUGCGUGGCCACCGAUGUGCACUUCGUGAGCUCCCCGAUAUGACAGCGCACGAGCCUUCCGCCCCCUCAUUUGCAGGGCAUGCUGAGCAGGAAUACAAGGAACAGCAGAAGUCAAUGUGGCAUCCGUAUAGUAGUACUCUUUGAGCUGUUUCAAAAUUUGCCAUGUGCAUUCUGUCCAAAAUUUGCCAUGAUGCGUAUUCUGCUCAGAGAGGCCAUGACGCCGAUUCUGCCUUCCAAAUAAGUGGGGCAGGGACUUGCUCACUCCCAUACCCGACGGAGGAGAUUCAGAUCGCGGAUUGCCCUUCCACGGCGGAGUUCGACUUCCGCUGGAACAAGGUAUGGGCUGAGUUAUUCCACAAUGAAACAAGGGCACCCAAAUCAGAAACGAAAAAAUGUCCUGCGGCUUUUUGCCUCACACACAAGGUCUUUCUGGCUCUCCAGGGUGACAAAGUUUUUGCAGCUUUAUUUCUCGAAAUGUGCCAAAUGGUCGCACUACGACCUGCAGUCCAUUUCUAACACGACUGGGACAGAAAACUACCUCUCUCGCCACGGUCCGUCUCCGCGUUCUUGCAGAGGUUUAUUAGCGACGAAACUUUUUUUUCGGGUAUGGGUGUGCUUUUCUGUGGAAUACGAUUGCGAAUUUGAGAAGCUGGGUUUCGCGGAAGACGACCCCUGGAAAGUGUAUAUCGGACAUGAAGGCGUUGAAACGCUGGACAUGGAGUACCUCUUACGACAGCGCACAACUACGACUUCCCCUCCCCCGCAUGUUGAAGAGAUGAGAGAGUAGACGCAACAGAAGAUACAGAAGCUGCACCGGUAAAGAGAAAGAUGCAGCCUUUGCGUCACUAGAUUAGGCAUAGUUGUGCUCUUUAUUAAUUUGGCUUUGGGGCGCCGCUAUCGGAACCGAUUACGCAUAAAGUGCCAAGAAACAAUCACUGAAUUUCCUUCAUUUAAAUGAGUGGCAGAGCAGGGAGUAGUUCUUGGGCACCUGCAUACAUCCCGCUGCUGUGCCACAAUCCGGUGUGCCGCGGCAUGGCCAUGGACUUGUCUGGCCUCUUUACCAGCUGCAGCAACAGUGCGCCGGGCUACCUCGGCCGGCUGGCCCGGAAGGCCAAGGCCUUGAAGAACUCGCUCAAAGUGUGCGGGAACCCGAGCGGGGCCGUCAUGAGCCGCCAGCAGGUCGCGGUCGUGGGCGUCUUGGAUCCGUUGUCCAAGUUAUCUACAAAAAAACGACUGCUCAUCCCCAUACAAUUCGUCAUGCAAAGCAUGCAUCAAGAUCAAAGUCAAACCCAGCGCUUGCGCUUCCCAUACAAAAAAAUGAUAGGGAUGUGUUUUUUUUUUCUGGGGAUACAACUCGGAGCUCCUCCACACGGAGGCCUUCGUCGAGGAGCUAAUCGUGAACGCGACCGGUAUCGCCACCGAUCGUGUUGUCGUUUUGACGCAGCCGGUGUUGCACGUGAAUGAUUUCUGGUCACAAAUUCCGCAAACACCAAACGUCGUUGGCGCACGAAGCGCAGUUGCGAUGGGGUGAGGAGAUUUUGACUUUGCUAAUUCCAUUUUGUGUAAAGUAUUUCGCCGCAUGGAGCUGCGCACGUUUAUUCAUGUUGCACUUGCAUGGAAGAUUCGAAUUGUAAUGAAAUACGAUUGCCUUUGCGACUGCUCAUCUGCGCACGCAGUGCGGAUACGGGCCUCCUGCAUCAUUCUUAAGAUCUGGGUGCUCGAUGAUGAACUUGGAGUAGCUACUAGGACUACAACAUACAUCUCAGGCCUUUCCGUCCCGUCUCCCUAGCCGGUCUGCAAUACGGCGAGACACCCCACGCAAAAGUCUGUUUGGGCCUGUGCAUUGCCACGGCCAGCCCCGGACCGGACCCAGGCAUGACUACGGACCCGGCAGCGCCACUCGAGCUGACCUUUUCCGAACCCAUCAAGAUGGGCGACUGCCUGACCACUGGGUACUGCAAAAUCAGCUUGAAGCCUUACAACUCCGCAUACGGUUACUACAAUCUAGAUGCCACCGUGAUCACUUCCGAGAUUGUCGUCGCAGGCAUGAGCGUGAAGCUCAAGCCCCGCAGCUUUCUCAAGGCAAACGCAAACUACACUGUCGAAAUCGAGGAGGGUGCCUUCGAGGGAGAAAAGACCGGUGAAAUCAUGAAGAAAACGGUACAGAAGCCAGAUUUUCCGUUUGACAAAGACCCGAAAUCAUAACCGUCACUUGAAGAUAUCAAUUUCGUUAUUUUCGCGUACGACCAGAUCGUAGGAGUGGUAGAAGUAGAGCAUAGAUAGUUUGAGUUUAAGAGUGGACGUAGUUGUUCAUCACCGGUAAUAUUGCGUGAUGGUCAUGAACAUGAUUUACACUCGUGUGAUGGCGGACGUCUUAACUUUUCUUAGGAUGGACCACGACCACCACGUCGAGCAGGCAUAAAACUGUGAGCAUCUUUACUGUAGUAAUAUCGAAAUUUCUUCAGGCUUUUUGGUUUUUGACCGGACCGCCGACGAGCAGUGUCGUGAAGGUUUCGGUUAUGCUAUCCUCCCGGAAACAAGUGUGCCCGUGCCAGAAAAGCGAUAAAAAAUAUUUCGUUCUUGCAGCUGGUGCUGGAUUCCUGUCACUAAAGCUUCGGCAGAAAGAACCACGAGGAGAAAAAGGCACUCUUCUGUCAUGAACCGUGCCUGUUGCAAAACUUGCACUUCGACUUCUCGCUGGCGACUUACUAGAGACGGGCACCAAAGAAGUUUGUCACUGUGAACAACCUCUAUUUUUUUCUUGUAUGGGUGUGGUUUUCUGUAGGAUAUAUGCUGGGUUGCGAUGAUCACGCGUCGUGUCACUACUACACCAGCUACCUGCCGGACUUUGUCGGCGAUAUUGAGGGGGCGCUGAUCCAGCCCUUGCAGGGCAGAUUGAAGAGUUUGCGCUCGCAAAAAAAUCCUGAACCAGACAACUUCGACGAGAAUGGCGACCAGCUUCCUACAGACCUGAUUCCGGCGCCGGAGCGACGGCGUGUGCUCCAGGCACAAGCACAGAGACUUCUUUCGUCGACGGAGGAUAGCGCGGCGACGGCUGGCGACCCCGUCGUGGAAGGCAGAAAGCCCGCGAAGUGCGAAACCGUGUCCACGUGGUUUUUGAUGUGCGUGUUGAGUAUGGUACCCCUGUUCCUGAGUUUUGUCACGGCUGCGCUCGCGGGCCGCGCCAUCACGCCCUGGGUGCAAGACGUCCGGAAGGAGGGCUACCAGAAGACUUUUACGUAUGCGCAGCACGUAGACGGUGGUUGGAAGUCCAAGCUGAUCGAAAAUCCCCGAAGUUUUUCGGCCCGGCUCGCGGGGCCAUGGCUCUACCUGCCCCUGUUGAUGCUACUGUCCCUGGGCGGCGCUGCGACCGUUGCAAUCAUCUUCAUCAACUCCACCGACGACGUCAUCAAUUACAUGGCCGCUGUGAUGUACAAUUCCCUCUGCUGUUCAUGAUCGAUGUUUCAGCUUUAUUAUCUUUGAUUCUGCUUUCGCAUGAUGAUUUUUUUGGGUGAUAAAAAUUGAACCGUAUAUAGUAAUUAAGGUCGUGCUCGUGGUCCGAUUGAUGCUCCUGAGAAGAAGUAGUGUACGAGUAUGUUCUUGUACAUGAAGAACAUGAAGAACACGCUUUCAACAUCAACUCAGGUCCAUGUCUGUAGCGGGGAUCAUUUGGAACCUGUUCAGCAUUUGUGUAUCCACCUGGGUCGCACCCGGGUACCUCCCUUUCCAGACAGAUAGCCCGAAGCAGCCACUCCAAGCGGGGGCGGGACUCUGGAACCUGGGCAGUAAGCACCACCGGAGCCCCUUGUCGCUGUAUCCGAUACCGUAUGGGUACUCGGAAAAACCGGAUUACGAUGUCGAGGGACACGAGAACCAGGCAGAUGUCGAUGAUAUGGUAAACUCAGUGAACAUCAACGUGCCGAGACAUCUCGCCCAAUCCACGGGAGCAAUGAGCCGACUUACGAAGCCGAUUCCGGAAGUAGAGCAGAUAGCAAAGAUAUGCUACGCGAUCGCGGUCUUUAUCGGGAUGAUCUCAAGCGUUUUACAUUCGUCCGUGUUACAUGAUUUUGCGUCCUCGCUACUAGAAUGCCAAAAGUAGUCAAGCACACAGGGGAGGUGGUGCGUCUUACAUAACAUACAGAUUAUUUCAAAAGGAUUUCAGCGCUAUUGUAAAGUGCGUGGAAAAUAAUCUCUUGCCCCACGAAGUAAGUAGCUUGAUCUUGUAGACGGGCGUCGCGAUUUCAUCGUAUGGCAAGUCAUAGUUAAGCAUCGAUCAGUGUAUUAACGCUUGAGAGCGCCAUAGUCUUCAAUAGCUUUGUCGGGAUGAUGACGCUCACUGGUCUGGCCAUGCAACUCUGUCCGCAGCCCGUCUCUAUGCAUUUGGUACAAUAUCAGAGACCUUCUCCUUCAAAUUGUGUAUUUUUCGUGAUUUGCCAGGUAAUUAUUGCCAUGGAUACUUUGAGGUUAACGAUUACUAUCAACCAGGUUCAGUUCUGCAGUCUCUUCGGUUUCAGUUUCGCCGUUGGGUUCGUAAUUUUAAGCGUGUCUCUGAUGAAGCAGCACACGUUCCAGCCGGUUGUCGCAGUGAGCUACAAGCAAGAUAACCGCGAAUGGCUGUCCCAAAGCUACCUAGCCCACGAUGUGCAGUUCCAGGAGCAGAGUAACAAGGUUGUGUCAUUCAAUCAUCUUCUCCCGCAUAUGAGACUGCACAACUCCACUCCCCCGCCUCAUUUUUGCAUAAUGCUAAAAAAUCCAAGACCAAGAUGAAGUCAUGACAUGCCUCGAAGCACUUCUUGCGUGACACAUAGUGGCAGCACACCCUCCUCGAACAGUACUACAAUCGUAUUCGUGUUCGGAGAUUGCAUAAUUUGUGGCCUUGCUUCUGUUGCCACUCAUGCCCUAAAAAAAAGCGGGAGGGGGGGUUGUGCAAUCUGAUACCGAAGGCCGCGAGCUCAGAAGGGGUGCUACCAGGAUACGAGCUCGUACAGAUCAUCGAAAGGCAGGCAAAUGGAAUAGUGGUACCUACUCCGAUUAUUUUUUAUUUUGGAAAGAAAAAUACUGUUGAGAUGCGGGCUUAAGUAGUCUGCUGUAAUGCGUCAUUGUGACACCUCAAAAACAAAACAGCACGUUGAAAGAAAACAGAAUAUGUGAAUUUGUAUUUUAUGCGUUCCUGCUGCCUGCUGACAACCGCUUGAUGUAUUUUACAUGAGCGGCACAGCGACCCUGCUUCUUACAAAAAAACACCACUCUCAGAAAAACAAGCGGGAUCUUCGCGACAACGACGAUGCGAGGAACGAGUUGAAUUACUUUGAGCGGUAUGGUAACGAGGUCACCCUGUUGUUCAAAGCAAGCUAUUACCCCCUGCAGAAGGAUGUGACAAGAUUCGAACGAAGCAACCCAUACCUGCCCCCGUUGGUGCGCGCACCCAUGAAAAAGAACCUGCCGCCCUCAUCACCCGGGCGGUCGGCGCGAGGGGGUCCCGGGACGACGAUGAUGGCGGGACCAGGCUCACCGUCCGCCACAGCUGCCCGCGCUUUGUAAGGGAAUUGUGACACCAACAUGCGUUGUGUACUAAUGAAAAGAGCCGCUUCAAUUUUUUUCACUGACUGCACCUCAUAGAUGCAGAACACGUCGCGCCGGCUCGCGUGGUCCGAUGUCUUUUAGUGAUACUCCUUUACGAGGAAUGAAAGGGUUCUCAUGGUUCAUAUAUACUAGUAAAUUGUAUCUUUAUGCAAGCCUGAAGUUUACCCCUAUACGUGGAUCGAUGUACCGACUUUCGUGGUGAAUGGAAUUAUAGUGAUGUGUGAAUCAAGCUUGAAAGAGGCUCCUCUUGGGACCGGCGUCUGCAUUAGGGGGAGCGUUUGAUGUAGUUCACUUCUAACUCACUUCCAACCUAUUGUAGCCGCAAAGUGACAAGAUGAUAGCUCAUCAACGGUCUUCAGCCACUCUGCGCUUCCUGGUGAUAGCUCUGGCCUACCUGAAGAAGUGGUGACGGCAGAAUGUAGAAUUGAUGAAAUUUUGAUCUUCCACGCCUGUGCCACGAGUGGGAUUGGCGCGCGCUGCCCGAGGUGGUGUCAUAAACUUGCAUCAUCCAAAACUACAUCGCGUCCCCAAGCGUGUCGUGUCGCUAGUAGUUAAAUACUAAAUAGUUUUCAUAGAAAGGGGCUAUGACUUUUUAUAGUUCGCUGUAUUACCGCUUCGAACAUCAACAUGUUGUAACACUUACUUACGUAGGGUGCGUCGUAUGCCUCCGGUCGUGCCUGCUGAGCUGAGGGCAGAACUCGCUCCAUCAAGAAAAUGCGUGAAAAUGGUAUAUGGGUCAAAGUCAAUCGUUAUGUAAAACAGAGGAUGUGAAGGGCGUUGCAGUUGUGGAGAAAAGAAACUAGUAUCCGAAAAUUUGUAGCGGAGCUCUCGUCUGCUCCGUCGAAUGAUAUUAGCAACACCUGAGGACAACGACAACUACACCAGCUAUUCGUAAAUUCUAAACAGUGUUUUUGUUCAU
This is a messenger RNA of Amoebophrya sp. A120, 11766 nucleotides long. The record is from the annotation of a GenBank genome assembly. Lineage: Eukaryota; Dinophyceae; Syndiniales; Amoebophryaceae.